This is a messenger RNA of Pseudopipra pipra, 1357 nucleotides long. It is a transcript of the gene TMPRSS12, whose product is annotated as transmembrane serine protease 12. Bases 203 to 1162 code for a protein of 319 amino acids. The transcript has 5 exons. The record is from RefSeq and is a predicted model, not a curated record. Gene Ontology annotation, molecular function: serine-type endopeptidase activity. Gene Ontology annotation, biological process: proteolysis. NCBI's taxonomy places the organism in Eukaryota, Metazoa, Chordata, Aves, Passeriformes, Pipridae.
GCAGGGCCGGUCCCCGAGGGAGGGCCGGUCGGUCCCCGAGGGCAGCGCGGCCCCUCCCGUCCCCCGCAGCCCCUCCGGCCGCUCUCCCCGCGCCGUCCCCGCCGCCCCAACGGCCCCGUGCGGACACCGGCACCGGCCGUUCCCCCGGGGGGGGUGGGGGGUGUCCCUGAGGCGCCGCCGCCAUCUUCGCCCCUCGACGGAGAUGCGGCGGGGGCGGCCCGCGGUGCCGCCGCCGCUGCUGCUGCUCCUCCUGCUGCUGCUCGCGGGGCCCCGGCCCGGGAGAGCGGCCCCGAGGGACCCCAGCGAGGAGUGUCAGCAGCAGCCGCCCCUGGCCCGGAGAGCCACGUCCUGGAUCGUGGGGGGCCACGAGGCCCCGGAGGGUGCGUGGCCGUGGGUCGUGAGCCUGCAGGUCCUGCGAGGGGGCGUCCGGUUCAUCCACCUCUGCGGGGGGGUCCUGCUGAGCCGCAAGGCCGUGCUGACCGCCGGGCACUGCGUCGAGGGCAGGAGGAAUCCGUGCUUCUGGCGCGCCGUCCUGGGCCUGCACAACCUGCACAGGCACGGCCCCCACACGGCCAAGAGGAGGAUCAGGAGGAUCCUGGUGCACUCGGAGUUCAAGAGUGAGACCUUUGAGAACGACGUGGCCGUGUUCGAGCUGAGCUCGGCCGUGCAGUCCAGCCUGCACAUCCAGCCCAUCUGCCUCCCGCCCGCGCCGCUGCAGCCCCAGCUGGAGAACGGCUCCGACUGCUACGUCAGCGGCUGGGGCCGCACCGCCGAGAAGGGUAAAAUCUCACCUGUGCUGAAGGAAGCCCGGGUGGAAAUCCUCCCUCCCAGCCUGUGCAACAGCUCCGAGGGCUACGCGGGGCUCAUGGACCACAGGGUGCUCUGCGCCGGCGCCUGGGCCGGGGGCACCGACACCUGCCAGGGCGACAGCGGGGGCCCCUUGGUGUGUUACCACCCCGACAGGUAUUACCUGAUCGGCAUCGCCAGCUUCGGAGUCGGCUGCGGCCGCCCCAAAUACCCCGGGAUCUACGUCCAGCUCUCCCAGUACAGGACAUGGAUCAAGACAAAACUUAAGCUGACCAGCAGGACUCCAAAACCCACGAGCACCACGCUCACCCUCCUCCUGACUGUGGCACACACGGUGCUCACCCAGACCUUCUGAGAGGGGCAAACCCAGCGUGGCACCACCGCGGAGCUCGGCCCGGCCGAGCUUGGGAAAAACCAGCUCCCUCCUUGGCCCUGCCUGGGAGAGCUUGGGAAAAACCAGCUCCCUCCUUGGCUCUGCCUGGGAAAGCUUGGGAAAAACCAGCUCCCUCCUGACUCACAAUAAAUCCGAGAGCCAAAGGACGUGCACUUA